AGUAUCUCCGCGCGUGACGUCACGGGCGCUCCGCGGCGCGCGGGCUCGGCUCCAUGGUGGAGCAGGAGAGGCUGCGGCGGCUCCUGAGGCUGGUCCAGGAGGGAAACCUGGCUCUCCUGCGGGAUGAGCUGAGGCUGGAUGAGGUUCCAGAGGCUCGCAGCUGGCGCUGGGGACGUUUGGGAGAUUCCCUGCUGCACCACGCAGCUCGUUUGGGACACCGGGAUGUGCUGGAAUUCCUGGUCCAGGAGGUUGGGAUGGACAUGGAGGUGGCCAAUGGGGACUACAAGAGACCCCUCCAUGAGGCUGCGUCCAUGGGGCACCUGGAAUGUGUGUCCUUCCUCCUGGAGAGAGGGGCCAGCGUGGACUGCUUGAAAAAGGCUGACUGGACUCCCCUGAUGAUGGCUUGCACCAGGCAAAACUUGGAAGUGAUCAAAACCCUGGUGGAGCACGGAGCCAACCCGUUGUUGAGGAACAAGGAUGGCUGGAACUGCUUCCACAUUGCCAGCAGGGAAGGGCACCCCGAGGUGCUCCACUACCUCCUGGAUGUGUCCCCAAGCUGCUGGGACACCGAGAGCACCACGGGGAGAACGCCUCUGCACACAGCAGGUGCCAGUACAGAGGUGACAGCAGGGACAGCUGUGGGGUCACUCCCUUCAUGGAUGCUCUCCAGAACGGGCACGUUGGCAUCGCCCGGCUGCUCCUGCAGAGACACCAGGCCUGUCCCACAGCUGGGGAUGCCCUGGGAGCUCAGGCCCUGCACAGGGCAGCUGUCACAGCCCAGGAUGGCUCCAUCCACUUCCUGGUGGCCGAGCUGGGCCUGGAUGUCAACGGGACAGCGACGUCCCUGCAGCUGCCAGCCCUCCACUACGCAGCCAAGGAAGGACAUGGCCACACCAUCCAGACCCUGCUGUCCCUGGGCGCUGAUCUCCACGCCAAGGAUGGGAAGGGCCGUUCUGCCCUGCACGCGGCCAGCGCCGGGCAGCGCGCGGGGGCCGUGGCCGUCCUGCUGCGGGCCGGGCUCCGGGACGCUCCUGAUGCCUCGGGAACGCUGGCCCAGCAGCUGGCCAGGAGCCCUGAUGUCAUCCAGCUCUUCAGGGGACACCAGGCAGCACCUGAGGAGGAGGAACCUGCUCCUUUUCCACACGCUCCCUGAAACAGAACCAUCCAGGGAAGUGCCACUUCCAGGGAUCCUCGUGGCUUUUCAUGGGAAUUUCCACACCCUGAACAUCCCCAUGGAGAAAAUCCACCUGGAUCAUGGAUUUACCUGCUCUCCACAAAUCCCUUAAACUGUUUUAAUUUGCAAUUUAACUUUUAUGUGACCUCUUUGGGUAGCACAGAGACUCUUGGAGCUGCUUCCACCUUUUGAAUCCUCUUUGUAGCCCAAGCUGAUCCCAAAACCUGCAGGAAUCUGUGGUGGGACCUCAGCCCUGUGAGGACACCAGGGAUCUCUGGAUCAGACUAAAAUAAGGAGGGGUUUUAUCCCAGACUGGAAUGCUGGCAAUGCCCAGCACUGAUGAACUUUAAAUCCCAACAAUCUGCUCCUGGGAUUCCCAGCAAGGUAAGAGCAGCUGCAGCUGUUGGGUUUGUGCAGCUGCAAUUAUAAAUUCCA
This is a messenger RNA of Melospiza georgiana, 1609 nucleotides long. It is a transcript of the gene ANKRD16, whose product is annotated as ankyrin repeat domain 16. Lineage: Eukaryota; Metazoa; Chordata; Aves; Passeriformes; Passerellidae. Gene Ontology annotation, molecular function: protein binding. The transcript has 8 exons. Bases 54 to 1286 code for a protein of 410 amino acids. The record is from RefSeq and is a predicted model, not a curated record.